AUGGAAUGCAGUGGCUAGCUUAUUUGAUAUAUUUGGCUUUAGCACCACUUGUUUGGAUCCUCUGCAUAGCUUCAACUUGCAUAUGCAUUGCUCUAUUUGGAAAUCCUUUCUUGAGACCAAACUACGCCCUCAUCCAUGACGUUUCCGUAUGGUCAAUUGAUUUUGUUAAGUGGUGGGCACUUUACAAGGUCCAACAAAUAGCCUCGAAAGUUCUUGCAGAGCAUUUGAGAGGAACAGUGUUCUUAAAUUACUGGUUUCAGAUGCUUGGAGCAAAAUUUGGGUCAUCAGUUUUGCUAGAUACUGUUGAUAUUACAGACCCAUCUUUAGUUUCUAUUGGAGAUGGAGCCGUGCUUGCAGAAGGGGCAUUAAUUCAAAGCCAUGAGGUGAAGAAUGGAAUAUUAAGCUUCCAGUCCAUUAGAAUUGGACGGAAUUCAUCAGUUGGGCCAUAUGCAGUGAUCCAAAAGGGAAGCGUUUUGGGAGAAGAAGCUGAAGUACUGCCCCUGCAAAAGAGUGAAGGAGGCACACCCAUAAUCAGAUCGGCUAAGGCUAACAACGUCCAACAAAGUACAAUCGUGUCAAAUGCUAUGCCAAAUAAGACCAUGUUCCACUUCAUGGGCAUCUACCUGGUCGGUCUCGUUAGCAGUUUCUCAGCCGCUAUUCUGUACUUCCUGUAUAUCUGGCUCUCUAAACGUCCUCCUUCUCUUCAACACUUCGCGUUUCUUUGCAUAUCGGGAGCCUUGCAUUGGAUUCCUUUUACGGUUACUGCAUAUGUUACCAUGUUUGAUUGCGUCACUUUGAAUCCAGCAAGCUUUGCCAUCUCGGUUGCCGUUGCUUACUUAGUUCAUGGCCUGAUACUCAGUUUCCUUACAUGCGCUUUGACCCAUCUGCUUACUGAGAAACAGCAGUCAAAGCAAUCUCAUGUCAAGAUAUUCCUUAGACACCGAAUUACCAUUGCCUGCCACCUUAGAUUUGCCAAGCUUCUCUCUGGAACUGAAACUUUUUGUAUGUACUUACGGCUUUUGGGUGCAAAGGUUGGGAAACAUUGUUCAAUCAGAGCUAUCAACCCAGUUUCAGAUCCAGAACUGGUAAAAAUCGGUGCUGGUGUUCAUCUUGGUGACUUUAGCAGAAUCAUUACAGGAUUCUAUUCCCGUAGUGGUUUCAUUCGCAAGAAAGUUGAGGUGCAAGAAAAUUCAGUUGUUGGGAGUCAAACCCUAGUACUCCCUGGCUCCUCGGUUGAAAAGGAUGUAAUCCUUGGUGCACUUUCAGUGGCUCCAGAAAACUCAGUUCUCCAAAGAGGUGGUGUUUAUGUUGGAUCUCAAACUCCAAUCAUUGUCAAGAACACCAAGCAUGCUUUAGAUGAUCGGAUAGAAGAAAUGGACGUGAAAUAUAAGAAAAUAGUAGGAAAUCUUGCCGCAAGUUUAGCUGCUACAACUUUGAAGGUUAAAUCAAGAUAUUUUCAUCGAAUUGGUGUUGGAGGGAAUGGCUACUUGAAAAUAAAUGACAAGAUUGAAGGCUUUCCAGAUCACAAGAUUUUCCACCCUGGAAAGUCCUAUCGUGUCGUGGUUAGACAUAGCAAUAGCUUGAGUGCUGAUGAUGAUGCAAGGAUAGAUGCCCGUGGUGCUGCCGUGAGAAUACUUUCAGGUGAGGUUGGUGAUAACCCCCCACUCCUUGACUUAACACUUAAAACUGGCAAGGCAUUCUAUGCUCGCACUAUAGCCGAUUUUGCAACAUGGCUUGUGUGUGGGCUUGCUGCAAGAGAAGAGCACGUGAAGCGAGUCCCACAUGUCCGCGAUGCAGUGUGGAUGUCCCUUCGCCAAGCUAACUCAUAUGCAGAGCUGCAUUACUACUCAAAUUUUGUUAGGCUGCUUCGGUUCCCAGAUGGAGAGGAAAGGUAUGUGAAAUUCAAGUUGAGACCUUUUGAUGAAAGUAUCAGUGAGGAUUCUGGGAAGGUGGAACCUACUGGGAUUCUCCCACCAGAAACAGGUGCAAUUCCAAGGGAUGAAAAAGACACCCGCCCCUUACUUUUCCUUGCUGAAGAUUUCCACCGCCGCGUAAAUUCUGAUGGUGUUCGCUACAUCUUCCAGCUACAAGUCCGGCCAGUUCCACAGGAUGAAGCCACACGUGAAAUUGCGCUUGACUGCACCAAACCAUGGGAUGAGACUGAGUUCCCAUAUAUCAAUGUGGGUGAGAUUAAUAUUGAACAAAAUCUCACUGCGGAAGAAGCAGAAGCACUAGAGUUUAAUCCUUUUCUCAAAUGCCAUGAGGUUGAUGUCAUUCGGGCUUCGGCAUCCUCUCAAAGUGCUUCUAUUGAUCAUGGUCGUUCUCUGAUCUAUGAGAUUUGCCAGCGCUUGCGAAACAAGGAACCACUUCCUGAGGCCUGGAAGGUCUUUCUUGAGCAAUCUGAUGUAAAAGUAGAUCUUUCAGGCUGUCCAAUAGCAGCAGUAUUGGAGAAAAAGGACACAGGGAAAGUGACCUUAGAAAGAAAGUGGUAUCAAACGUCGUGGGCGAUUUUUGUCCAACCAUUAUUACAAACUGUGAUUCCUUAUUUCCUUCUUGGGUUAGCUAUCUUUGCACCUUUAAGUUAUGUUCUUCACACGAAGGGGUCACAGAAAUUCCCACUUCAUUGGUUGCUUCCUUUGCUUUGGGUUUCUUCAGGACUUGUUGCUGCAUUAACUUGUGUUGUGGCCAAAUGGGUUCUUGUGGGAAAGAAGAAUGAAGGUGAAACAGUACAGAUUUGGAGUAAAGGAGUCUUCAUGGACACCGUCUGGCAAGCUUUUAGAACACUGGUCGGGGACUAUUUCAUGGACAUGACUAGUGGAUCUAUUUUAUUUGUGCUAUGGAUGAAGCUAAUGGGCUCAGAAAUUGAACUAGACCAAGGGAUUUAUGUGGAUAGCAUGGGAGCUUUACUGAAUCCUGAAAUGGUGGAGAUUGAGAGAGGAGGAUGUGUAGGAAGAGAAGCUUUGCUGUUUGGACACGUAUAUGAAGGUGAAGGUGGCAAAGUUAAGUUUGGGAAAAUCAGAAUUGGUGAAGGCGGGUUUAUAGGAAGUAGAGCAGUGGUCAUGCCUGGGGUGAGAGUGGAGAGUGGAGGGAGUCUCAGUGCUCUCUCCCUUGCCAUGAAAGAGGAGAUUGUUAAGUCAAGGUAAGGAUUUCUUCAUCAUUGGCCACUUGUCACUUUUUUUGUGGCAAAAGUGACACGCCCUCUCAGCUUAUAAUGUAAUGCAAAUUUGCUGGUCUUUUUCAAUAAAUCAAGAUAAUUUACUGGUGAAACACACAACCUCUCUGUCUCUGGAGCUCCCGUAGAAUCCAGAAAAUAAAACAGCUCCGUCCAUUAAAAGCCUAAUACCAAUGGUUUAUACACAGUUUCUAUGUACCAUUAACUUUUGAUAUCAAAUAAAUCUUUUCAUUCCCACUGGUAGUUGGCAUGUUGUGAUUUCUAUAUCC
This is a messenger RNA of Durio zibethinus, 3441 nucleotides long. RefSeq lists its product as uncharacterized. Gene Ontology annotation, biological process: lipid biosynthetic process. The record is from RefSeq and is a predicted model, not a curated record. Gene Ontology annotation, molecular function: heme binding. Lineage: Eukaryota; Viridiplantae; Streptophyta; Magnoliopsida; Malvales; Malvaceae.